AUGGGUACUACGUUAUUAUAUCCUUCAUUCAAAAAUUUUGAUAUCAGUCCUGAUUUGCAUGCAAGCGCUAUUGAUUUAACAAAGAAAGAACAACUGAAGCGUCAUCUCUCAGUAUCAUCUAUCACCUGUAAAACAAAUAUGAAAUCACAUUUACAACAUAAAUUGAAAUUUCCAACGCUAUUUACUAUGGUACAAGAUUUUUAUGCUAUACCGGCAUCGAAUAUAAUCAUUGAGCGACUGUUUUCGUCAUCAAAGAAUACAGUUACGGAUAAACGUACUAGUCUUGAAGCAGAAAAAGUAAACGAGUUAUUAUUUUUACAGAAAAUUUUGAAUUUAUUGAAACAAAUUUGUAAACCACAAGUAGUUAACGAAACUGCUUCAACUGAAACGAAACGAAAGAUAAACUUUGAGUCAUCUUGCAGUACAUCAUGUGAUGAUCAAGAACAAUUAGCAACUACAACAGUAAAAAAGAAGCCAAAGGUGAACGAAGAAAAUGGUAUUCUUUGUUCAGAAGAUGAUAAAGAAAAUGAUGAAAUAGAUUGUUUUUAG
Rotaria socialis is the source of this 549-nucleotide messenger RNA. The record is from the annotation of a GenBank genome assembly. NCBI's taxonomy places the organism in Eukaryota, Metazoa, Rotifera, Eurotatoria, Philodinida, Philodinidae.